Molecule: messenger RNA, 1129 nt
Organism: Ctenocephalides felis (cat flea)
Lineage: Eukaryota; Metazoa; Arthropoda; Insecta; Siphonaptera; Pulicidae
Product: leukocyte receptor cluster member 1 homolog
Exons: 3
Coding region: 109-996 (295 amino acids)
Source: RefSeq, a predicted model, not a curated record
UUCUGCUCGACAAAAGACGAAUGACUUGAAGUUAACAGCUUGAGAAAAUGACAAAUGACAGUUCUGAGCCGUUCAGCACGAGCUGCGUUUUCUGUGUAACAUCACAACAUGAAUAUUCUGCCAAAGAAAAGAUGGCAUGUGAGAACCAAAGAAAAUAUUGCAAGAGUUCGCAGAGAUGAGGCACAAGCCGCCGAGGAAGAAAAGGCUCGAAUAGAAAGAUCUAAACUUGCUGAUCAAGAAGCCAGAACAGAAUUACUGCGAAAACGUGCUAGAGAGACAUUUAACACCCAUGUAGAUGAUCAUAAAAACUUGGAAGCAUCUGAAACUCUGAAUCAUGUUAAUUUCUUUUCUGAUAUAGAAAAUGGUCAAGACUGUACUAAAAGAAAAAAUGUGGAUCACGAGAAAGAGAUUAAAGAAGAGAAAGAAAAAUAUGAAAAACAAAUUGGAUAUCUCACUUAUUUAGGUCAGGAUACAAAUGAAGCAUUAGGUAAGAAGAAUUGGUAUGAUGUUUUGCCAGAAAGGAAACAAGCCAAAAAUUCUGAGGAGAAAGGUAUAGAGGUGGGAUUAAAAUUGAAACAUUUUCAUGAUCCUUACCAAAUCAUAAAAAAAUACAAAACAUCAAAUGGAAAAGCCGAUGAAAUUAAUAGAGAUAUUUCAAGAAAAAUUAAGCACAAAUUGAAACACAGUAAAGUAUCAAAAAAAGAAAGUAAAGUAUCAAAAUCAUCUAAGCAUAAGAAAAAACAUAGUCGAAAAAAAAAAGAAACUCUUAAUAUUGUGACUCAAAAAAGUACUAAGAUAGAGGAAUUACGCAAAGCAAGGCUAAAAAGAGAAGCAGAAGAGCGUCUAAAAGCAGAUAUGUUAUUAGGAAAAACUGAACCAUCAAAAUGUAAACCUAACAUUAUUGGGGAAACAUCAGCAAUCACACAAAAAUAUAAUUCACAGUUUAAUCCUGAAUUUGCCAGACAAAAUUAUGCAGCAUCGAACAAAAUUGUAUGAAUUUGAGUCUUUAGCAAUACUAUACAAAAGAAAAUAUUUUAAUUUGUAUUACUAGUUAUAUAUUAUAUAAAUAUCAGUCAUAAUAUUGAGACUUCAUACAUUCACAUGCACGCUUCUGCCGGAAUUGUUACAC